Paramecium octaurelia is the source of this 339-nucleotide messenger RNA. Lineage: Eukaryota; Ciliophora; Oligohymenophorea; Peniculida; Parameciidae. The record is from the annotation of a GenBank genome assembly.
AUGGAUUCACAAUAAAUUCAUUGUCCACUUUCAGAAUUGAUGACCAAUGAAGAAAUCAGAGAAUGGGCUUUCUCCCUGGAUCCUCAACCUGAGAAGAAGAGCAAGUUAAACUCCUCCAUGCCUCAAAUAAGCAGUUCAGCUACAAUUAAUAGGGCUUGUAUGAAACAAUAGGAAUAAAAGGUCAAGUAUGUCCCUCGGAUCAUCCAACCACAACCACUUCAAGUAGAAAAUCAAAAACAAAAAAAAGAGAUUAUCCAUCGCCUGAAACUCCAGAAUAGGUUGAUGAAGGAAAUGAUUUAGUAGCAAAAAGAUUUGUUAGAACAAAUGAAGAAGUCUUGA